CAAACCUCACGCGCGCGCGCGCACAACAGCUGCCCGGGAGAUUGCAACGAAAGCGAAAGUGUGCAGACACACUCUUCGUCAUCUUCGCACACUCUUCUCAAGGUCCGGCACUCUCUCGAGAUGAAUAAAACCGGCUAGUGAAGUGCGAAAAGUUGGUUCUCCUUUCUGUUUUGGUUCGGUUUGGAGAAAACGUUAACUUCGGGGUCCCGUAUGAAAGUGCAAGUGUUUGGCAGCAGCUGCUAGGGUAGCUGCGAGAAAAGUUACGGUCUGUGCGUACGUUCGUGCUGUUCUUUACUGAGCAUCAGCAUUGACAUCACUCCUAAGGCAAAUCAAUGCUCCACUGAACGACUGUUUGUGUUUGUAAAAGAUCGCGUGCAGUGCAAGUUAGUGUCCAGCGAAAAAAAGCGACAUUUCUCUGUAACCUGAGGCAGACACGGGAAACAACCAAACUUCCCAAAUUGAAUCAUAAAAGUGGAUAGAAACGAACGACAACAAUGAGAGAAAAACGACGAACGCUAGGUUUGACCUUGGGCAUCCCGAAGAUGAUCGCACUAUCGGUAGCAGCGAUCGUCGCCAUCACGCUGUGUCCUCUAGCCUCUGCCGGUGAACGGUGGUCCCGUCAGCUGACGGAGUUCACGGGACCAGCGACGGGUAACGAUUGGAUUCCGCUGUCCCGGCCCGGUUCGGAGCGUCAGGCCGGUGCGCGCGUGCUGAACUACUUUGCCGCCCCGCCGCAGCAGACGUUCCUCGGGCCGGACAAUGCGGCCCAGGCCCAGCAGCAUCAUUUCACCUUCCUGAACCACCAGUUUCCGCAAUCGAACCGCUUCUUGCUGCAGCAACCCGUGCCCCAGCAUCAGCAUCAGCAACCGGCCCAGGAGCUGCUGGAGCAACCGUUCCACCUGACCAGCUUCCAGCGCAACGGCCCGUUUGUAGGUCAAACCAUACAGCAUCCUCCACCACCACCGCCACCGCAGCCGGCCUCCUCGACCAAUCCGUUCGAGCAGCAGUUCCUCUCCAAGUCACCGCUCUCCGAGGCGCUCAUCCAGGAGGACAAACAGUCUCCACCGCCCCAGCAACAACAGCCCACGCUUCUCGAUCAACCGUUCUCGUACCAACACAUCCGCCAGCCGGAACUCGACGGCCAGCAACAGGUCGGCCCCCAGUCUGGCCCGAGCGGUGGAGCCGUUUCACAAGAAGAGGUCCAGCUGCUGUACGUUCCGGUCGAGACGCUGUACAACCAGAAGCAACCGUCGCAACCUGCGCUCGAGAACAAUCGCUUCAAUUCGCUUCCGCAACCGGUGAGCCCAUCGUUGAUCAAUGAUUUCUACACUGCCGGUACGACGACCACCACGCCGAAGCCGGCGCGCUCCAGUGCAGCCACCUUUGCUCCGCGCUACACCAACGCCCCGGAAACGCCCGCCCCUGCAGUAUCCCGCUCAUCGUCGGCCACAUUCGGCAGUACUGCGUCAUCGAAACCGAAGCCGAACCAGCCGCCGCUAGCCCUGUUCCUGUACAACGAUGGCCGUCAGGGUAAGCUGUCCACCGGUGAUGCGCUUGGAGGGUUGAAGAACGUCAACGAGAUUGCCGUGCUGGAUGCGUUCGGCAAGAACACGCCGAAAGUUUUCAUCGGACCGUCCGGUUUGGCACCGCCCAAGAGCUACUCUCGCUUCGAUCUGCCCUACCUGUCCAGCGUAGACCUGUCGUCCAGCCGCUCCAACCGCAAGAUCGAAGAUCUGCCCUUCUUUGUGGCGCCUUUGAGCUACAAAACUCCCAGCGGAUAUUCGAAGAUUUCACUGCCGCCGCCACACGUAGGCUCGAUCGUCGUGCGGCAGAGCAGCUCCUCCAGCGGAAACUCCCUGGAGCACAACACGUUCUACACGCGCCCAACGGCACCGAGCAACGUGCAGUAUUAUACGCCUUCGACCCUAAACUUUGCCGAAGACUCAGCUCCGACGAAAGCCCCGCUCACGUUGGGUGCUUCCCGCAAGCCCAUCUACGACGAUGAUCACUACACCUCGCCCACGGGAAAACCCGUGUCAACGUCUUCGUCGUCGUUGUCGUCAUCGGGCGAACGUAACUCCGCUGGACAGUACGGUACGUUCAACAAUCCCAACCCACCGAGCCGCCACCCGAGCGUGAACGAGGAGUACUUCAACCUUGCCAAAACGAAGAAGCCCACGACGAGCCCGGCUCCGGCUCCGACGACCCCGAACUAUCCGUUCCGCUCGUACGGCAGUACGCGCCAGUUCGAUUUCAAACCAAUGCCAGACCAGAAGAUUCCACCAUCGUUCUAUCCGGCGGAUGAAGAUGACUCCACCACGACCCUGCUGACGACACCGACCACGACCGAGCGUCCCACCACGGCUCAGCUGCAGUACGAAGCGGAACGCAUGAGAACGCACUUCCGCGAGGAGAACUUCCGCAGUCGUCGUCCGGUUCAUCAUCAGCAGCAGCACCAGCACCAGCCGACCACACCGGCCACGUUGGGUGAAAGCAAGCAGCAGGAGCAGCAACAAUUUGUCCACAAGUUCAAGCUCGUUGACUCCGUCCGUCCAAACAACGUCAAGUCGUCGGUGGUAGACCACGGCUUCUUGGAUUUCUUCAACCCACCAUCCUCCCAGCAACACACGGACGAAAUGAUCAAGACGACCAUCACGACCAGCCUGCCGGGCAGGGACGGUGCUGAGCGACAAAUCAUCCGCAACAACUACUUCACGGCCGCGGCUGCCAUCAACGAAGACAGCGGCGCCAACAGACACAGCAAGUACGUGAGCACGUACUACAACCCAUCCUCAACUGCUGCCGGCACAACGGCUGGAACGACGACACCGGCACCGCCUACUACGCAGGACGUUUUCUUCCGCGAUUUCGACCAUCGCAGCAAGUUCUACGAGCGUGAACCGAAGUACGAAACGAGCUUCCCGACCACGGUCGGUACCACUGGUACGAGCUACAUCAACAAGUACAAGUACGAGACGGAUUCGUACAACGAUGCGCCACGCUACUCGGUCGAGGUCAUCACCACUAGCGAACCGACUACGGUAACGGUUGAACCAACGCAGGGAACUACGGACCAACAGCACUACAGCAUUCCCUCGGAGCUGCCUCCGAUCAGUGCCAAUCUGCCCGGACUCGUGAAUGCCCUGAUGGACGAUCAGUGGUCGCCCAAGACACCGGACUCUGCUUCGACCAGUGCCAACACACGUGGACCUCACUUCCGCAAGCAGCUGCACCGCACGACGACACAAUCGUCCGUUGGAGCAGAUUCGUACGCGGCGGAACCGGUCACCACUACCACCAGAAGACCCGUCCAGCGACAGCGCCGUCCUCAUCCAUCCCGUACCACACCAGCCCCAGAGACGAGCGAACAGUCAAGCCCCAGCACACGGGCACCGAUCUCGCGUUCCCGCUCCCGCUACGUGCCCAACAACGACGAACGUCCGGCCUCUCGUGGACGUAGCCGCAGCCGUACUACCACUCCGCGUGGACCACGCAAGGAGGAAGAGAACCUGGACUACCAGCGAGACGUACUGAAGCAGAACUAUCCGGUCAUUCGACCGCAGGGUGGUGCUCCCGCCCCAACUACCACGCCUCCUUCGACGACGAUCGCUACUACGCCUUCGACCACGCUGAGCUACCAGGAAACGUACGAGGAUCCUUCCGAGCGACUCAUCUCCACGACGCUGGCCAAUGAGGUCCCACUGGACUCCGUAGAUCCGCAGCAGCAGCAGCAGGUAACGCGCAAGUACUCCACGUACUACAGUGAACCGACCUACGAACAGGAAACGACCCCCACGACGGUCAUUCCACCGCAAACGUCCAGCUACUUCGUCCCCUCGUACAGCACCCGAGCUCAGCUGGGAGGUGGCGAUCGUGCCGAGGAGGAGGAGUACGUGCGUCCUCAGGAAGUGAUUCCACUGAGCCGUGAUCCCGAGCUGAGUCAAUCGGUGAUUCCGCUCCGAUCGCAAACACCCGCCACGGAAGCAACUCCCCAGACGGCCCCACCACCAGCCCCCAUCCAGUACCAGCCGGUGACGGAGAGUGAGGAAAAACUGACCACCGCCUACGGUCAACCGCUGGAGGAGGCGAUGGAAAUCAAGAAGGUUGAGAUCACUCCAAGGCCACGCCGACCGGGACUUGUGUCACGCCAACGCGACUCCCAGCAGACGUACGCGUCACGCACUACCACGGAACGAACGACAUCCGUACGCACUACUACACCCGAACCUACGGCGACAUCGGGAGCGGGAUCACGCACGGCAUCCGGACGCCGACCGGCGUUCGUGCGACGCCCCUCGAGAUUGUACGCGACCACGACCGUCAGCCCGACGACGACACAGGCCGCAGGAUAUAGCAACGAGCAGCAACAGCCCACGCAAGGAUCUAACACCGUGCGUACGAAGAAUCGUCAAGAUAUCCUGCGCGGACGUACACGCCGACCGACAACCACGACCGAACCGGCGGCAGCAGCUACGACCGCCUCUCCCGAGGCUCCGGUGACGCGAGCGUUCGGAAGAGGCAGCAAUCUGCGCCGCAUUUCCCCCACGCUACGCUCCAGACAGGAGCAAACUGCCGCAGCAACGACGCAGCAACCGAGCACGGCACCAGCGGCACCGGCAUCCAGCAGCGGACCCCGAUUCCGGAUCCGCGAGCGCACCCGGUUCAACCUGCAGCCACAGGAAUCGCAGUGGUCGACCAAGCUGAACCAGAACUCUUUCCAGCCGGUGCUGAAGAGCGAAUCGCGUGCCAAUGAUUUCGAGCAGGAGAACGUUUCGACCGAACCGGAACCGGAAAUCGUAACGGCGGCCCGCGACACUGAGAUGUACUUUGUGAACGUGUCGUCCAAUUAUGGUCAGAAGGGUGGCAGCAGCAGCAGCAGCAGCAAUAGCCAGGCAGCGAAUGCUGAGGACAGCACAGAAAAUAGUGUUCCCUCAUUUGCCGACCUGCUGAACGAUGUGAUGAAGGAUUUCAUUGACGAUAACAGCCAGAAGAAGCCGGAGCGCGAAAGCGACGAAAAGGAUCAAGUUAGCGUGGAGGAACCGCGACGACCGGUGGCCAACUUCCGCAACAACUUCCUGCGCAAGCGUGGUCGCUCGAAGGUGGUGGAUUCGUUCGAAACGGCCGAGUCGCAGCACAUCAACCAGGCGGCCCAGGUGUACAACGGACCGUCGCACUUUGGCGAAUCGCUCAAGAGCAUCGAUCACGUUGGCCUUUCGGGCAAAAACGUGCCGAAAGAGGUUGCCGCUAAGUAUCACGCCGACGAAGAACAGUAUGAUGAUCAGGAAAACACCGCACAAGAACAGGCGACCGUUGCACCGGAGGACGAACCGAAGGAAACGGAAAGGGACGAUGCAUCCGUCGAAGUUAUAACGGGGGUGGCGGAGGUGGCAAGCAGUACGCAAGCAACGCCAACAACCACCACCACGAAGCCAACGGAAGAAGUGCCCACGCUGGCCAGUUUGGAACAAACUUCUACCAAUCUUCCGCAGCAGCAGCAGGAUCGGGCCGAAGAGGCUACCGAGCCAUCGGCCACUUUCGAGCCCAUCGCCGAGGACGAUCCGCUGAACGGUUCGGACGAGGAGGAGGCGAAACGAAAAGUGUCCGAUGGGAUCUUUGCCGAUGUGAAGAAAACGAUCUCCGAUCUGUACGAAAUGGCCGAACAUGACACGGAAACGGAGGAGAUGGUGGACGGCGGUGAUCCGGUCGGUGAUGAUGAUGACGAGGUAGAGGAUGAAGAGUUCCGACCGACGGAAGAUUCGCUGGCUGAUCCAACCGCUUCGACGACCGACAUCAGUCCGAGCGAAACGCAGUUCGUACCGGUGACGGCGGAACCGCCCGCGUUCGUCAACCCGAUGGGUUCGCUCGUCAUUCCGACGUCCGUAUCGAACGGCAUCACGCACGAGACGGAGAUCUGCUACCGAGGACGCUGCAUAAAGACGGAGGACGACAAGCGGAAGCGGAAGUUCAAAUUAAACUAAGCGGUAAGAAAAACACGGGCACUGGAAAGGGGUGGUGCACGAAAAAAAGCAGGGCGCCACCCCCAAAGCGAGGACAGUGCGAGGAGUGUAUGUGUGCGUGUGUCGAUAGUCUGUAAUAAGUGUAGAGUCUUAUUUAUUUUAGUGCUUAGCUCAAUAAAGAAUGAUCGAACCGAAAUCCUCCAACAUUCGGUAAUGUUGGCAUCUGUUUCCAAAACUCAA
Anopheles arabiensis is the source of this 6197-nucleotide messenger RNA. RefSeq names its product mucin-5AC. The transcript has 5 exons. The coding region runs from base 495 to 5978 and encodes 1827 amino acids. The record is from RefSeq and is a predicted model, not a curated record. Lineage: Eukaryota; Metazoa; Arthropoda; Insecta; Diptera; Culicidae.